Anopheles arabiensis is the source of this 5747-nucleotide messenger RNA. Its product is annotated as beta-1,4-glucuronyltransferase 1. The transcript has 11 exons. NCBI's taxonomy places the organism in Eukaryota, Metazoa, Arthropoda, Insecta, Diptera, Culicidae. The record is from RefSeq and is a predicted model, not a curated record. Bases 1564 to 3339 code for a protein of 591 amino acids.
CUGACAGACUGAUCAAAACAAAACAAACAACCAACGAAAGUGGACGUGCGUGUGUCGGGCUCGCGCUUUUCUUGCCCAUUUUUCCGUGAUUUUUCAGCCAGUCGUGUGACGGGUGAAAAGUGUUACGGUGGUCCAAGGUGGUCCUCGUCGUAGAUUAAAUAAACCACGUCUACUUGCAAUCGUUCUUCAGUAUUGCCUUGGUUACAGCGCGCCAACAAAAAAAAAGAAGGAAAAUCGUUAAGCAAAAAUCAGUGCGCUUCAGUGCUGUCUAUCCGUUGCAGCAGCCGGCCGUGCGCGUGGUAGUUGAAUAAAAAGAAGGAAAAAAAGCAAGUGAAAGUUGGCGCAACGCCGCCGCCGCGUGGUGGUGUGUGGUGGUGGUGCAAUUUGGUCGACUUGUACCGCACGCCGGGAACGAAGCCGAGAAGAGGAAAGUGGGCGAGGGCAUGUGUGAAAAAUACCAGAAAUAAAAAUAAGAAGCAGUAGGCUGUGGUGUCUCUCACGUGCGUGGAAAGUGGUGGGCAAAAGUAAGCCCCAUUUUUUUUUUGUUGUUGUUCACUGUCCAGUCCGGUGUUUGGUCCGGUGAAAAGUGGAGGAAAAUCAAGUGUGGGGAAGUGUGAAAAUUUGUGCUGCGGUAAAGUUGGUCCAGAUACGGGCAGAGCGGGUGUGUUUUAGUCGGAAGUUCCGGAAGGACCUUCCCGAAAGUGACACCACCGAAGUCAAUUCUGGGGAGUCGCGGCAGGAUACACCGCUACGGCAGUGACUAAAUGACCGAGUAAUCAAAGGAUACGAUAUCCCCAUUCUGAUUGUGGCCGGGCGCAUCGAGCGGAUAAGCCCUUCGUAUCAGCUGCAGACGACAAAUGGAUUGUAAUUGCUGUCAACGCCAUCAUUGCCUGCCUCAUCAUCCGCACCACGGUGGACCAGCACCUUAUCGCCAGCAGCAGCAGCAGCAGCAGUUGCAGCGGGAGUAAAGCACCCGAACCUUGUGCUGGAACUGAUGUGCCCCCGUGGGGCCCACGGCGGUACCGAAUGCAUCAUCAACAGCGGAUGCAUUAGAAGGAAGGAGCAAAAACUAGCGCGGACUCAUCGGUGUGGAUGCUGGAAUACUGCGUCGCCUGGUCGUACUGUGGAUUACAGAAACUGGCACGGGAUAUUAAAAACGAUGACAUAGAUUCGCCGAGACGUUGUCGAGAACUUGGAGCUUUGUGUGAUUUAUUGUGCGUUCAAGUCAUCGGGAUUUAAGUGUCAGAUGUUGUUGCUGCUUGGAAGACGCCGAGGACACAACUAGAGCUUGAUCAAUCUGCUCUAAACCUAUCAUACUCUCAACAAAUUUUGGAGAUUACUCAAUCUCACCGCACACACCCCAAACGACGAACCCUGCCAGAUCCGUUGGACCAACUAGAGCCUACCCAAGCAACAGGAGAGUUCAUUAAGAGCACUCCCCGCUGCAACUAGCAUACUAGCGCAUACCAUACCACUUUUUUACGCCAACCCCUUACCCUUCAGUGUGCACCGCCAGUAGUGCGCAAAACCGGCCCCAAGCUGAAGCUCCCGAACGUUAUCAGAAUGCGUCGCAACUGGCUUCUGCGCUGCAGCAUCCUGAUCAACGUGGCUGUGGUGCUGUACAUCGCCAGCCAUCUGCUGAUCGGGAGCGGCAACUUUGCCCUCGGCCCGUCCUACAUCAUAUCGGAUGAGGUGCUGAAGCAGCAGCAGCAGCCGGCCGCAGCCGCCGAACAGUACAAACAGUAUCUGCCGCCCGCCCAGCAGCGGUUGCUCGAGGCGGAGCAGCAACUGUACGAGGUGCAGCAGCAGCAGCAGCAGCAGGCGCAACAAUCAGUCCAGCAAGGACACAGCACUUUAGUGUUAAAAAUUCAAGAAAAUGGGAUUGGCGUGCAGGAAGUGUCCCAGCAAUUGCAGCAGACGCGACAGCUCGCACAGAGCGGUGGCAAUCAGCAGCAGCAGGAACAGUUGAUGCUGGAAGCGCGCGAUGUAGAUAACAGUAAUCUUAAUGUAGACGAUAGUCGUUUCGAUGUGCCAACGGAGCGGAGCACCGUCCGGAAGAUGGGCGAUGUGCUCUACCAAGACGGUCAGCAGCAGCAGCAGCAGGUGGUGGUGGCAGCGGGUGGCAUUGUACCCGUAAGCGUCGGUGGUGGUGCGACCGGUGCGCUCAACGGUACCGAUAUCUUUUCCACCACCGCGUCCAUGGAUGCUGACGCGAAGCUGAGAUCGCUGCUCAACUGCCACGACCGGGACUACGAGCCGUACAUCGGGCAGCGGGGCGACUUCUGGGUGAUGCGGAACUACAUCCGGGCGGAGCACGGCGAUCUGCGGUGCCACGAAACCAUCACCUACACGACGCACGCCGACUACACGUUUCUGGACAAUUUGGUACCACUGCUGGAACGGUGGAACGCUCCAGUCAGCCUUGCGCUUCACGCACCCGGCACGGACUUUGUGCCGACGAUCAAUUCGAUAAAGUAUCUAAGAGACUGCAUACCAGAGAGUCAUUUAGUCCGACAGUUUGUCACAUUUCAUAUUUAUUUUAGUAGUAAACAUAUUCCAAAACUCGUUCCUAAACACAAUCAAGUAUUAGACACGCCGUACAACUGCUCGCUGGCGAUACCGUACUUCAACGUGUCGGCGGCGCAGCUGUACAAGACGCAGAAGAAGCUGCUCUACCCGGUGAACGUCGGGCGCAACAUUGCCCGCGAUGCGGCGAUGACCCAUUUCUUUCUAGCUAGCGAUAUUGAAUUGUACCCCAACCCUGGGCUGGUGCACAAGUUUCUCGAAAUGAUCGCCCGGAACGAGCCGGUGCUGCAGCGUAAGAAUCCCAGAGUCUUUCCUCUGCCAAUAUUCGAGGUAGAUAAUAAUUCACCGGUGCCGCGUGAUAAGGCGGAACUGCAGGAGCUGCUGCGCAGCGGGAAGGCGAUCCCGUUCCACAAGCGCGUCUGCUCGAGCUGCCACGGCGUGCCGAAGUCGAAGGAGUGGAUCGCUGCCAACGAAACCGACGAUUUGGGCGUGUUUCACAUUGGCAAACGCAUCGGGUACUUCGUGCACUGGGAACCGAUCUACAUUGGCACGCACGCCGAUCCACACUACGACGAGCGGUUAAGCUGGGAGGGGAAGAGUGAUAAGAUGACGCAGGGCUACGCACUGUGCGUCCUCGACUACGACUUUCACAUACUCGACAACGGGUUCCUGGUGCACAAGCCGGGCAUCAAGGUGCUGAAAAAGGACCCGAAGCGGGCGAUGCUCGCGGCGAAAACGAACCAACUGAUCAAGAAGAUCAUCUACCCGGAGCUGCAGGUCAUGUACGGAACGCGCAAGGGCUGUGCUGUAUAGUUGAAGGGGAAACAACAUUAGUAUAGGGCCGGCGACACCGCUGGCAACGGUAGUACUAAUGGUGGCGGUAGUAAUGGUGCUAGUGAUCCUGGUGGUGGUGGUAUUAUUGGUAGACGCUCGCGGACCAUGAUCUCAUCGUCCUUCGGGUCGGCGGCGGUCGGCUGGUCCUCGCUGUCGCUGCUGUCGGCGGCACCGGGCGGCCCGCCGUACCGGGCGCACGUUAGCAGCCGGCGCAAGAAGGGCAAACCGAGGGGCUACGUACGCCGCCGCUGAAUGCCGAUGACGGGCCGAUGAGCGCACGGUCCGUGGCCAUGGGGUUUUCGAGGACCCCGUAUGGAAGUCUGCAGGGUAUAAGAAAUCAUAUUUUCGUAAGUGUAAGUAAGUAAGUAAGCCAGUCAGUCUGCGCGUGUAUGUGUGCCGAGAUACGUGCGUGUAUGUUUCUCUCCGUGUGUGUCUGUUUUAUGUUUAUGCAUCCACCAAGCACAAUGACUCGGAUUAAGAACAAAUAGCUAUUAAAGAGUGCGUCCAACAGCGAUCGAACUUCUGCUCCGCUGCUGUGGUGGCAGUGGGGAAGCUCUAAAUCGCGGGAACGAAAGGGGGUGGAUCCCGUUCCUGGAAGUGAUAUUACCUGAGGACACUUUAGUUACGAUUUUAAUUCGAUAAGAAGAUGCGAAGGCAGAAGUUCCCCAGGGGCCUAGUGAUAGAAUGUAUGUCUGUCUGUACUGAGAGUUGGGAAAGGAGAAGGACAUGAUCAGGUGAAGCUUUUUUUCUUCAUUAAAUCCUUCUUCUGCGGUAGCACAUUGUGCAUCACCACAACACUGCACACUGCAAGGGCGCACGAUAGAAGCAGCAACACCUUAGUCGCAUAGUCGCAUUCAUUCGAUGGUUCAAUGUGUUUCGAUGUGUGGAUAGGAGAAGCGGAUAAGUGUGCACAGGUGUGGCAAUUUUAUUCAAUGUGCAUUGUGCAAUAGGAAUGGUUUACUUUACCAAACGCCUCCAUAGCAAAGCUAGCCACUGAUAGGGAUGAUUUUAUAGUAGAAAUUCGUCUUUUGGUUCUUCUUUUACACAACAAUUAUACAUGGUCAAACCAGUUUUUUAAACAGCAGACUAUUUUUUUUAAUAUUAACCAGCUGGAGUAAGUCUUACCACUCAGUUGCCCUGGAUUUGUCAUUGGUCUUGGUCUGCACAGUUUAUACUGACUGUUUAUUGGUGUGCUUUUUUGUUCGAGCUCUAAACCGGUAAAAGAGUUCUCUAUGUAUGGCCCAUUUAUUUAAUCCGCUUAUUUACCUUUUUUAAAUCAGUGUUCCAGCAUAGCUGACCUAUACAUCUGUUUGCAAAGAUCAACAGUUCGUUUACCUAAAUGCAGGAACCUUAAAUGUAAUGGACGAUAAAACUGAAGCAUUCAAUUAUGCGCACUGUAUCAUACAAUAACUUGGUAAACAUUUUACAAAAAAAAAAAUAAAAAAAACGCACAGUUUUGUGUGAAGAAUGAGGCGAAACUCGGCAACAAAUAAUCACUAAUGUUAACAAGAAACAAGGAAAUGACCAAGCACUGAUCUAAAAUAUGUUCGCCGGAAGACGCCCGAGUUCUGAGCUCCUCGGGCGUGUUUAAAGCAAACGAGAAUCUCGCAACGGAGAUGAACAAUGUUCAAUACAAGGAAAUGGAAGGAAAUGGAAACGAAACAAAACAAAAAGACAUGUGAGCAACAAUAAUUUUACCCUCCCCCCAUACAUCGUACUCACUAAGAAAGAAGCAUGCAUUUUUAAUGCGUUUGAUGCUUAUUACUCUGAUGUUUAUUUAUUGAUUUAUUGUACAUUUCUUUCUUUUUUACUUGGUUUAUUUUUGUUGCAUUCUUUUGCACACUGAAUCUCACUCUUGUUGUUCAUUUAUAUGUCAAUUAAAUUCCUUUCCUUUUUGUGUGUUUGUGUUUUUUUUUUACAAAGAAUCUUAUCAAAUUAAGAAUCAUCUAACUCUUUACUAAGCUUUAUACUAUGUUGCUCUGUCUUUUCUGUUUAAGCUUCAAGCAAAAAUAUGCAUAACACAACAACUAGUUACAUAUCGAAACAUAAACCAAGUAGUGUGAUAACAAUAGCUAUUCUCUUCCAAGUUUCUCGAUACCUACGAACAAAAUACCAUUUCUAUUAGCAUUAUCCUAGCGGCUUCUAUUUUCUUUGCCCAUUACUCGUUCAAUACAUCAUAUUACGGUUCAUUUAGCCAAAACAGGCAAAAAACAAACACACACUCUGUAUAAAAAAUUGAACGAAAACAAGCAAAGUAAUUUUCAACACACACAAGCACACCCAGCGGUAUCGGUAGCGGUUGUUUAUUUUACGUCUCCAUAGUAAGUGCCUUAUUCGUACGAAGAAAAACUAAAACUAAAAAACAUAACACGCGCAUAAGUAUGAAC